This is a messenger RNA of Gaeumannomyces tritici R3-111a-1, 4351 nucleotides long. RefSeq lists its product as hypothetical. The transcript is spliced from 4 exons. The record is from RefSeq and is a predicted model, not a curated record. The coding region runs from base 527 to 4186 and encodes 1219 amino acids. Lineage: Eukaryota; Fungi; Ascomycota; Sordariomycetes; Magnaporthales; Magnaporthaceae. Gene Ontology annotation, molecular function: protein binding.
UGGCAGGACGUCAGCGCCCCUUUCCAUCCCACCAUUGGCGCGUCCAGAGUCCAAUCGUAGGAGUGGCAGCGUUGAUUGUAAUUAUUAUUUGGGUUUGAUUGAGACCUCGUCGCGGAGCCUGCAUACAACCCCUUCUGCCAGUGCCAGCUCAGUCGCCGACAGCCCAGGACAGCACAGCACCCGCGUGCUUCUUUAGGGCCCUCCUUCGGGUCCCUUACACCGCCUCCACCCGCCCACCUGGCCCUGCCUGGGUUACUGGCUUGGCCUGACGACGACCGCAAUUUGAUUGAUAUCCAUUGAACCAGCGCCGCUCGCCUGCUGGCCCCAAGAACCGAAAGUGCUGUCCGCCCAAGCCCAACCUCGACAACCCUCGCCCGCUUGAACCUUCCCACACAUCUGCCCGUCGACAAUGCGGUAGUUGCAGGGCGCAUCGAGUCUGCUUUUGUUCCCUUUGUGCCUACCUCGUUACCCCUGACCCAGCUCCCGUACUUGGGUUGCCGCUUCUUGCAGCAGCGAGACAGACACCAUGAGUUCCAUGAGUAAAGCCGCCGGUUAUAUCCAACAACUGCACGAUGCUCGCUGCGAGGGCAACUGGGGCGUGGUCCCGGAGCUGGUCCGCAAAGUGCGGAAGCAUGCCCCAGACAAGACUUGCCUGACCCUGACUGCCGAGACCGAAUGCGCCGUCGAGAAGAGUUCGGACAAGACGUUGCCCGCCGACCACCCUUCCGCCGCCGCCAACGCCGUCGGAGACACCGAUGUCAACAGCCAUCUGCCCAAGCUUGUGGCCGUCAUCGACGAAGAGACGGGAAGCUCCGAGGAUCAGUUCCAGGCCCGGGUGUGCGCCGGCUGGUUGCAUUGGGUCGCCGGCGAUUACAACCAAGCCCUGGCCCGCCUGCCCGAGGGCCUCGAGGCCGAUCCAAACCCUGCCGAGGCCGAGGCCCAGGCUAGCGAGUGGACGCGCGUGUGUGCUCUAAAAUCGGCCUAUCUGAGGGCGAACUGCCUGGCCCGCAAUGGGAACCGUCUCGAUGCCCUGCGCGUCUUCAGGGGCGGCAUCCCCUCGCUCUCCACCGACUGGUCCAGCCAGCGCUCCCGCAAGCAGAUGCGGUACUGGUCAGAGCUGUUCCUGACCGAGUUCUGCAUGCUGUUUAGCCAUACCCUCGAGAGGGGCGAGAGCACUCUGGACGACCCCAACUCACUGGCCAGCUUCCGAUCCUGGGCGAGGUACUGGGAGGUGACCAAGGGCAUCCCGAUCGCGGGCGGCUUUGGCUUCCGCGGCUCCGUGCCCCGACGCGAGAUAUGGUGCCAAUACUAUACCGCCCUGUCAGCGAUCGUUGAGGCGGACCUCCUGUUCCCCACGGGCCACGUUGCGCCGACUUCAAACGAGCCGUCCGCACGGAGCCAGCUCAGGGCUGAGCUCAAGAGGGUCGAGACGACGUACGAGGCCCUGCUCCUCAACGAGACGGAGUUCCCCAGAGCCGACGAGGAGAGGGAGGAGAUCGAAGAGUUUGCAAGGUUGGCUGUGCAGAACUGGGCCAUCUUGUGCGGACGUGGCUGGCGGGAGCAUGACCUGGGCCCUGGUGGAAGAGAGGCGCUCAGUCGCGGGCUGCUGGACAUUCUCUACCGGGCAUCCAUGAAGACGUACCACUCGACGGCAAUACUGCGCGGCCUUUUCACGGUCCACGUCGCCGUCGCAGAGUUCGACCUUGCCUUCAAGGCCUUCGACUCAUAUCUGGAACUGGUCAAGAAAGGGAAAGCACGGGUGCAGAAGUCCGGACACGUCGAGCCUAGCCUUGACGACGAGUCGACGGCACUCGAAACAAUUUCCGCCUGCAUCGCCACCCUUUGUCGGUACGGCCACAGACGGGCUGCUGAGAAGGCCAAGGAUCUGGCCGCAGAGUUGGAAGAAAUUGUAAGCAAGGCGCCAACCCCCACCCCACGCGACUCGGCGAGUCCUCUCCGCGAGGAUGAGAGCGCCGUGGGUGCCGUCGGGGAGAAGGUGCCGCCAAGGAUCAUCGCCCUCGCCUGGCAGGCUGUCGGCCUGGCCAACGCGCAGUGGGCCCGGAUGACGUACGAUUCCUCGACCAGGGGUGACAUACAGAGCAAGGCUAUUGCCGCCUUGAAGAAGUCGCUGUCUCCGGACCUUGCUCGAUCGAGUGAUGUCAGGAGCGUGUUUGCGCUCAGCGUCCUGCUUGCUGAGAAGAGGGAACUGUCGCCGGCGAUCGAGCUGGCCAAGACGGCGCUGCUCCUCGGCAAGUCCUCGAGCACGGAACACGACCUGCAGAACGGACCUCACUGGAGAGAAAGAGCCCUGAUUCCUAUAUGGCACCUGCUCUCGCUACUGCUGAGUGCUCGUCAGGAUUUUGUUCUAGCCGCCCGUGCCUGCGAGGGUGCAUUUGAGCAGUUUCAGGAUCCCGCAGUGCUCUUUGGUAGCCACAACGUGUUCCGCAGCGAUCAUCUUAACGAGGCCGAGGCAGGGCAGGACGGCGGGUCCGAGUUCGGGAGGGGGCUCGUGGAUGACAUGGACGACUUUGAGAAGGAGAGCGUGCUGGAGGUCAAGAUGACCCAGCUGGCGCUUGUGGAGCUCCUCGAGGGCCCCAAGGUUGCGGUCAACGCCAGCCUGGAGCUGUUGAGCCUCUUCAACAGGCUGUUUGGCAGUGCAGAGCCGAAACCGGCCCAGGACACGCUGAAGGUGCAGGAGAUCCCCAAGAGCUCGUCUGGGACUAUCCGUAGUCUCAGAGGCAGCAUAUUUGGCAGGGGCGAGAGGGCUGGGCGGCCGGGCACGCGUCAGGCGUCAGCGCCAGCGAGCGAAGGGCGGCCCGACAAAUCGUCACGGCCCCAGACGAUGCAGACUGUGGCCAGCCUGGGAGCGCCAACCAUCCAGGUGACAGAGGAGAACGGGGCCAUGGCGGGCGGGCGAAAGAGGAGCCAGUCCGGCAAGCGGCACAACAGCCUUCGUAAGAGAGAGAACAGCGUCGCCAGCCGCAGGCGUGCUUCCAGCGUCGGACCCAUAGCGCCUCAGGCCACCGUCGUUGACGGCGAGAACUACUUCACCCCGAUCGAGGGCGGCUCGGGGAUAGACUUCUUUUCCGCGGCAAUGAAGCGUUCGCCCUCGAUCGGCGGUCCGCCCGUCUCCCUGACCCGGACCUUCUCCCAGACAGAGUCCUUCGCAUCAUCCCCCAGAGGAUCGCGGCUGUCGGGCGACGACUUCUCGGCUCUACCAAGGGGCUCGUUGGAGUACAGCUCAAAGCUGCUGCCCCUGGUUCAGUUCCCCAGGGCGCACGAGCAGCGACGGAGGGGCACCGUUCUGGUCAAGGUCUGGCUAAUGAUCGCAGGCUUCUACCGGCGCGCGACUCUCUACGAUGACGCCAAGGCCGCCAUCGCCGAGGCGCAGAGGCUGGUGCAGGCCCUCGAGGCUGAAGCCAACAAGAAUGGCGCCCCAACUUCAGCCAACGAUGUUGGCUGGGCAAACACCAAGAGCAUUGACGAGCUGUGGGCUGAUGUCUGGGCUGAGAUGGGUAGCCUCGACGUCGCACGGGACGUGCCUUAUUCGGCCCGCUCAGGCUUCGAGUCGGCGCUGACACACUUUCCCGACCACCCCGGCGCCAUCGUGGGUCUUUCAAACAUUCUUUUGGAUAUUUAUAGCGAGAAGCUCCCUCCGCCGCCGGUUGUGCCACCCCUACAACUCGUAGGCACGUCGGCGGCUGGGGCGGAGACGGUGACGCACUCUGCCGAGUCCGCCAUUUACCCCAAGCCGGCAGGUAAGCCUGCGCUCCCGUCAGCGGCCCUAGGGCUGAAUGAGGCUACGGCAACACGCAAAGCCAAUGGGCGGCCCGGGCGAGGCAAAGGGAACAGCGACUACGCCUCGUCUCCUGGCGGCGUGUCAGAAGUGUCGGCGGCGGCGGCGGCCGGAGAAGGAAACGAGCUUGUGCCGCCGUACAAAGCAACGUCGCUCCCGAUGGUGGACCGGCUGGCGGCGCGUGACCGGGCGUACGCGAUGCUGUCUGGGCUGACCAAGCUUGGGUCGGGUUGGAACAACUCGGAGGCGUGGUUCGCGCUCGCGCGGGCGCACGAGGAGAGCGGGCAGCUUGACAAGGCCAGGGAGGUGCUGUGGUGGUGUGUAGAGCUCGAGGAGGGCUUUGGCGUGCGGCGCUGGAGCUGCGUCGGCAACGGGGGUUACCUCCUCUGAUGUGCUUUGGGAUUUCUGCUUUCUGCCGGCGCCGCCUGUUGUCCGCUUGAGCUCUCCAUCUUCUUUGACCAAGUGUAUUCAUCUUCUGUUCUUUUUGUUGGAAGCCGGGGCGGUUAGAAUGGAUAUAUAUGCAUAUACAUCUAAUAAUACUGACACUUGGGGGAA